Molecule: messenger RNA, 623 nt
Organism: Rhinopithecus roxellana (golden snub-nosed monkey)
Lineage: Eukaryota; Metazoa; Chordata; Mammalia; Primates; Cercopithecidae
Gene: OVOL3
Product: ovo like zinc finger 3
Exons: 4
Coding region: 1-573 (190 amino acids)
Biological process (GO): regulation of transcription by RNA polymerase II; epidermal cell differentiation
Cellular component (GO): nucleus
Molecular function (GO): DNA-binding transcription factor activity, RNA polymerase II-specific; RNA polymerase II cis-regulatory region sequence-specific DNA binding
Source: RefSeq, a predicted model, not a curated record
AUGCCCCGCGCCUUCCUGGUCAGGAGUCGUCGUCCACAGCCUCCCAACUGGAGCCACCUGCCUGACCAGCUCCGGGGAGAUGCCUAUAUCCCAGACUGCAGCAGCCUGGGGAGGCCACCGGCACAACAGUCGUCCAGUGUCAGGGAUCCAUGGACAGCGCAGCCCACACAGGACAACCUGACCUCUGCUCCCAGGGGCCCAGGGACGCUGGGCUGCCCGCUCUGCCCUAAGGCCUUCCCUCUGCAGCGCAUGCUGACAAGGCACCUCAAGUGCCACAGCCCCGUGCGCCGCCACCUGUGCCGCUGUUGUGGCAAGGGCUUUCAUGACGCCUUCGAUCUCAAGCGCCACAUGAGGACUCACACUGGGAUCCGGCCCUUCCGCUGUAGUGCUUGCGGGAAAGCGUUUACGCAGCGCUGCUCCCUGGAAGCUCACCUUGCUAAGGUGCACGGGCAGCCGGCCAGCUACGCUUACCGCGAGCGUCGCGAGAAGCUGCAUGUGUGCGAGGACUGCGGCUUUACCAGCUCCCGGCCCGACACCUACGCACAGCACCGCGCCCUGCACCGCGCAGCCUGAUACGGUGUGCCAGCGUCCUCCCCAGGAGGCAAAUAAACACAGGAAACUCA